Euleptes europaea (tarantolino) is the source of this 695-nucleotide messenger RNA. Its product is annotated as glutathione S-transferase-like. Gene Ontology annotation, molecular function: glutathione transferase activity. Gene Ontology annotation, biological process: glutathione metabolic process; xenobiotic metabolic process. The transcript has 6 exons. NCBI's taxonomy places the organism in Eukaryota, Metazoa, Chordata, Lepidosauria, Squamata, Sphaerodactylidae. The record is from RefSeq and is a predicted model, not a curated record. The coding region runs from base 27 to 695 and encodes 222 amino acids.
UGACAGAAUAGACGAUUACUUGGAAGAUGGCUGGGAAACCCAGACUGCAUUAUGUCAACGGAAGAGGGAGAAUGGAAUCCAUCCGCUGGCUACUUGCAGCUGCUGGAGUUGAGUUUGAAGAAGAAUUUGUAGAAACAACAGAAGAUUUGGAAAAAUUGCGCAGUGAUGGAGUCCUGCUUUUUCAGCAAGUGCCCAUGGUGGAAAUUGAUGGGAUGAAGAUAGUGCAGACACGAGCCAUUCUCAACUACAUAGCAGAAAAACACAACCUUUAUGGGAAGGAUCUGAAGGAGAGGACACUGAUCAACAUGUAUGUGGAAGGAACAACUGAUCUGAUGCAUAUGAUUAUAAUGCUAAUAUUCCAGACCCCUGAAGGAAAAGCAAAGGAAAUUGGCCAUAUCAUUGAUAAGGCCACAACCAGAUACUUCCCAGUUUUUGAAAAGGUUUUAAAAGACCAUGGACAAGAUUUCCUUGUUGGUAACCAGUUUAGCUGGGCAGAUGUACAUCUGCUUGAAGCCAUUCUGAUGACAGAGGAGCUGAGGUCUGAUGUUCUUGCCAAAUUUCCCCUGCUACAGGCCUUCAAAACAAGAAUAAGCAAUAUCCCCACCAUUAAGAAAUUCUUGCAGCCUGGCAGCCAGAGAAAACCCCCUGAAGAUGAUGAGUUUGGUGCAAAGGUCAAGAAAAUCUUCAACCUCUGA